GUAUUGUCCUGAGGUCUUGAACCUUUAUCUGCUGUCGGCGUGUUGGCUAUUCAGCCAAACGGGUCAGCAGUAUUCGGCUGCACUGCAAACAAGUGCUAGGGGCGAGAACCGCAGAGUUGAGAUCACUGAUAAGAUGAGUAAACAGGCUGAAAGAACUGACGGGAUGUAUCAGGCUGUACAGAUGGCGCAAGAUCGGGAGGAAUAAAAAAGAACGAUAGAACAGCGGGCGUGAAACAAACGGUGAUGAAGCCGCGUUAGAUUCAUUUUUAACUCAAUAACCGAUAAAACAACGUAAUGGAAAGAACAGAAAAUAGUCGCGGAAAUCGGUUAAGAUUAGACAGCGUACCAACAACACAAUCUGAAUUGGGACCCAGUAUUCCCGAUGGUGGUUAUGGAUGGAUUAUUGUAAUCACUUGCAUAUUUUUCCAGAUAUUAAUUCCAAGUUUAAUAUUAGGAUUUGGAAUUUUAACAGCAUGGUUAAGAUUAGAAACAUUAAGAUCGGCAUAUCCAACGCUAUGGGACACUCCGUUUAUUUAUACCCCGUUAUUUUUCAUGGCAAUUUGGACAUUAACUGAUCCAUGGUUUCGAAAAUUAAUCGAAUAUAGUAAAUGGCCUCGUUUAGUAUCAACAUCAGGAGUAUGUUUAGUAUGUUCAGGACUUUUAUUUAUAUGGUUUGCGGUUGCUAUCGGUUCAAGAACAGCACCAUGGUUUGUUGUGGCAGGUCUUCUAACAGGAAUGGGAGCUUCAAUUUUAUUAUCCCAAAACGAAAUUAUCAUCGCUCAAUAUUUUAAAGUACGAUUAAUGCAAGUUAAUGUGUUUCUACAAGCAGCCACGGUUGUUGGAUUUGUUUUAACGCCAACUAUAAUGGGUGAUCAUAUCAUAAAAAUUGGAUUUUUAAAAGUAAUUUUGUGGUAUCAAGCGAUUAUUUUACAAGGAGUGAUAGUGUCAAUGUUAAUUAAAAAACCGCCUUAUUUAAAAGCACAAGGAAAUCCUUAUAAAUUAAUUCACCAAGCAAGUCAGGAUGAUGAAGUAGAUAUUUUUGCAAAAAAUUCAACGGAAUUACAAAACGCGAGGCACUCAUUGCCAUCUGAAGAUACGCCGUCGACUUCGACCGUUAUAGCUACGAUAGAAUCUGAAUCAAAUCAUAUCGAAAACCAAUCAAAAUCAUCACGAAAAUCUUGGGUUACAUUCGAUGAUGAACAAGAAAAUGCAAAACCAAAAACGAAAAGCACUCUACAAAAUUCGUUUAAAAAUAUCGAUAUCGAACGCAUUGAAACUGUAGAUGAAGGAUUUCCUACACCGUUAUUUACAGAAACUCAUUUAAAUAACAACACGAGUUAUUCAUUCGAUGUUGGGGAAUCAACAUUAACUAACGAACCGACUGUUUUUGUACCAAAUGCACAACCCAAACCAAGUUUAUUUGACACGAAGUAUAGUUUUCUGCUUCAACCGACUUUUUAUAAGUCACUUUUACAAACUAUUUCGUUAAAAUUUUCGAUAUUCAUGUUUUACGCUUUAUUUCCUACUUUCAUGUAUAAUAGGAUAGAGAGGCUACCGUUUCAUCUGGCAACUCAUUUGGUUGGAUCAGUGAAUACGGCAGCGUUAGUUUUUGUUGUUAUCAACUUGUUUGUCAGUCCAACGCACAAAAUGAAGGCAUUCUUUUUAUGGUUAUCGUCAUGGAUUGGUGCUUUAGGAUAUGUUUUGUUAACUGAUGUUCAUAGUGAAACUUGGUUCGUUAUUGGUGCCAUGCUAAUUAUUUUAAGUAUGCAAUCGUUGCAACAUUUUGGACAACCACUUUUAAACAUAACCAGAAAGGGAGAGAGUACUAAAAUACAUUUGUGGUUAUCAACAUUUACAGCGAUUGCUUUUAUGAUCUUCUUUGUAAUAGAUUUUAGUUAUGUUAAUUGUUUCCGAUUAAUGGCCCUGAUUCAAUUUAUAAUGGGUGGAAUAUGGUUUGCAAAUUUCUUAUUUAAGCAGAUAAAACCUAUGUUUCUUAACAGAUCAUAAUAGCAAGCAAUUAAUUU
Molecule: messenger RNA, 2024 nt
Organism: Onthophagus taurus
Lineage: Eukaryota; Metazoa; Arthropoda; Insecta; Coleoptera; Scarabaeidae
Biological process (GO): monocarboxylic acid transport
Molecular function (GO): monocarboxylic acid transmembrane transporter activity
Source: RefSeq, a predicted model, not a curated record